Molecule: messenger RNA, 714 nt
Organism: Solanum verrucosum
Lineage: Eukaryota; Viridiplantae; Streptophyta; Magnoliopsida; Solanales; Solanaceae
Product: glutaredoxin-C13-like
Exons: 2
Coding region: 89-409 (106 amino acids)
Cellular component (GO): cytoplasm; nucleus
Source: RefSeq, a predicted model, not a curated record
UAUCUUUGAGCUUGUGAAAUAAAAAUCCUUUUAUUUCUCUAGCUCUUUUUUUGGCUAGUUGCUUCAUCUAAUUUUUGUCAAAAAAAAUAUGGACAAGGUACAAAGAAUGACUAGAGAACAUGGAGUGUUGAUUUUUAGCAAGAGUACAUGUUGUUUGAGUUAUGCAGUGAGUAUAUUAUUUCAAGAUCUUGGUGUAAUUCCAUAUGUUUGUGAAAUUGAUCAUGAGUCUGAUGGAAAAGAAAUGGAAAAGGCCCUAAUAAGGAUGGGUGUCAAUAGUUCAUUCAUGUUUCCUGCUGUUUUUAUUGGGGGGCUAUUGGUUGGUUCUACUAAUGAAGUCAUGUCACUUCAUCUCCAAGGCUCACUUAUUAAACGUAUCAAGCCUUACAUAUCUGUUUUAAAAAGUAAUUAAGACCCCCCACUCGGGAGCUACUUGAAUAGCAGGCAGCACAUGUCCUGGUUCUGGUUCUAGCUGAUCCUUCCCAUGGUUCCAAGAGGACACCCCCCACCUCACCCCUAUUUCAAGAAAAGUUUGACAUUAAUAUUAAUUAGUACUAGUAGUACUACUAGGAACAAUAAAUAAAUUGUUGAGUUGAAGAAGUUGUAGUAUGAAAAUGUUACGUAAUUGUUGUGAAGAUGUGUGUGCCCUAGUUCAAAUUAUUAAAGAAUGUAUUCUCAUUUGUAUCUCAAUUAAUGGAAGUUAGUAUUAUUACUUAA